GGAGAGGCUGAACUUUUUUUACUUUAAAAAAAUAACUUUUUCCCAAGACGGGGGAAGAGAAGUCGAUGCGUUUCAGAAACGCAUUUACGUCAAUAACAUAGGUAUUACUUGCUCGCAUAAAUGAUCUGAAGAAAAGACUAGAUGGACUGUGUGUACAGUUAAAAAAAAAAAAACUUUGAGCAAAACACCGCUCAACUACAAAGCCUGUGAAGGCUGGGGAAUCGCUUCAGUCGGGUUUGCGGGAUUGGAAAUCUUUUCUUCUCGUAUUAACCUCCUGCCCUCGAAGAAAAUGAGCAACAAUCCUCUACAACCCUUGCCGGGACAGCAAGUGAUCCACGUCGCGCAGGACCUGGACACGGAUCUCGAAGCGCUGUUCAACUCGGUCAUGAACCCGAAGCCCAGCUCCUGGCGGAAGAAGGUCCUGCCCGAGUCUUUCUUCAAGGAGCCGGACUCGGGGUCGCAUUCCCGGCAGUCCAGUACCGACUCCGGGAGCCAGGCGCCCCGGCUGACAGUACAGCACGCCCGGUCCUACUCCUCCCCGGCCUCGUUCCGCCUGGAGACCGGCGCCAGCGCGACCCCCAGCCCGGAGCACCACGCUCAUCUGCGGCAGCAGUCUUUCGAUGUCGCCGAUGAAUUACCACUGCCCCCGGGCUGGGAGAUGGCGUUCACCUCCAAUGGUCAGAGGUACUUUUUAAACCACGUCGAGAAGGUCACCACAUGGCAGGACCCCCGCAAGGCCAUGACGUCGGCCGUGACCCCGAUGAGCCUCCACGCCCCGGCCACACCGGCCCCGGUGCAGCAGAGACCCAUGGCCCUGUCUCAGCCCAACCUCGGACAAUUGCCUGAAGGCUGGGAACAAGCAGUGACCCCUCAGGGAGAAAUUUACUUCAUUGACCACAAAACCCAGAGCACGUCCUGGCUUGACCCGCGGGUGGACACACGCCUCAUGCUGAGCCACCACCCCCAGCACCCCCAGCGCCAGCCGCCGCCGCCCCCGCAGGUGCCCCCCAGCCCGGCCGUGUCCCAGCAGAGUGCCCCGCUGAUGACCCUGCCCCACCCCUUGACCACUCAGCAGCAGCACCAGCAGAAGAUGCGGCUCCAGAGGAUCCAGCUGGAGAGAGAGCGCAUCCGGAAGAGACAGGAGGAGCUCAUGAGACAGGAGGUGGCUCUUUGCAGGCAGCUCCCCAUGGAAUCGGAAGGCAUGCUCGCGGUCCCCCCGGCGGUCGGCUCGGCCGCCAUGACCCAGGACAUGAGGACAGUCCCGUCCCACGGCUCGGACCCCUUCCUCAACAGUGGGCCGUACCACUCCAGAGAGCAGAGCACGGACAGCGGCCUGGGCCUGGGCUGCUACAGCAUCCCCACCACCCCUGAAGACUUCCUCGGCAACGUGGACGAAAUGGACACAGGGGACAGCAUGGGCACGGGCACCAUGAGCGUCGGCCCGCAGACCCGCUUCCCGGACUUCCUGGACUCGCUGCCCGGCACCAACGUGGACCUGGGCACGCUGGAGGGCGCCGACCUCAUCCCCAUCCUCAAUGACGUGGAGUCGGUGCUCAACAAGAGCGAGCCCUUCCUCACGUGGCUCUAGGAGAGAGACCGGCCCGGGGUUCGAUCGAACCGGCCGCCCCCCCCCAGCAGCGCUUCUUCCCAGAGACGGAGGACCCUCUCGGCAUCCGGCCUGCGGUUCGAACCGGGCCCCAGUCUGCACCCCUCCUCCUUCUCAGCUAACCAGAGGCUGUGCGCGCCGGCUUUCAAGAUCCAACGGACGUCACGUCAUCACAGCUUCCUCACAGUUGGACAGAACAAAGCUUGACGUUUGAGAACAAUUCGGAAAAUUUGGCAUUGUUUGUUCGGCUCCAUUAUUCCCUGCCACACCCCCGUCUUGAUUUUGUCGGUUUUCAUUCACGCCCGAUUUUUCACGCAUUCCUGCGGGAGAGUCGCAUUUCCUUUCCCACAAGGCCCUAGCGGCUUGCUUACUUGUGUUGGCUGUGGAUGUUGUUUCCUCACUUGCGAGGUUUGUUAAGGCACACGACCCCCAGCGGGAGGGCAGAGGCUGCUUGUGGACAUCCAGUCCUCCAGGGGUCACUGUCGCGUAGCUCCCUUUGUGCUCCGGUGGGGAAUUCUGGGCCACAGCUGGUUUUGUCACUUUUUUCCUGGCUUUCACCAGAGUUACAAUCUGCUCACCCCUGGAGCAAUAAUACGUGUUUUAUUCUUGCCUCGGAAAUUAAACCAAAAAUAUUUCUUUCCAUAAUGUGCAUUGUGAUCAAAAGCUUUAAAGACAAAAGAUUUUUUUUAAACGUUAAAUGGUGUAUUUACAAUUUAAAGUUGUUUUUUUAAUGGUUUUGUUGGCAUUUAAACAAAUUGUAUUCUAGUCUUUAUUUGAAUUGAUGUGUUUUAUAUACGUGUACUUACCUGUGUAGCUUUUAGAACACUAAUUCUUAAAUGCCUCAAAAUUUGCAAAAUUGCAGAUGUUUUGUAUUAUGUAUCUUUUUUAUAACACAGUAUUCCUUUUAUAUACUGUAAAAUAGUCCAGAUUAGUUAUUUUAAAAGCGACAUCUGGUGCCAUUUUAGAGUUUUUUUAAUAUAGAGUUUGCAUUUUAAUAUUUAUCAAGAGCUAUGAUUUUUUAGAGAGAGAUUUUAGUUGUUUUUUAAAAGAAUUUGAUACAUCAAAGCACUACAUUUUACAUAAGCCGUUACGGAUUUAAAGAUUUCUCUAUAUGAAAUGAAUGUUGUGUUUCAGAUGAUGACUUGAUUACACGAGAAGCUUGCACUUUGUAAAUGCAAGUGUUGCUACAUGAAUAGUUUCAAAUGGCGUUAUAAGGAAUAACAACUUCAGAAAUAUUUUAUACUUACAAAGGGUCAAUAUUUAAAACCCAAAGUAUAACACUUCUGUUUGAUAUUUGUACUGCAGGGAAUAAACAAAGCAGAAUUUUGCAUCUCUUGUAAUAUUCAGCUAGAACAACAUUGUGGGUCGAUGAAUAGGUUUAAUUCUGCAAAACCUAUACAGUAGUUGGACUGUUUUUUUAAUGUGCAUGUUAAAGUACUCACUUGCUAUGCCUAGUGUAGGUGGUUUAUAAUCAUACUAUUUAUCUUGAUUAUACUGUGUUAUAUUAUAGACCUUUAGGACUGAGAAGGCAACAAAUCAGAUAAUAGUAAAGUCAUCUGAAAAACAGAAAAAAAGACAGCUUUUGAGUAUGUAUGUAUUUAACAGGGAUUGAUGGAACCUAUUAAGAGCAGUGUAGUUCGCUGGGAACCUGAGGCCUGAGUGGACUAGACUUCUGCCCAGUCUUUUGGCGUUGCAGAACUCACCACAGUCCACAGGAAGCUGGGACAUUUUUGAGGUCUGUGAUUGAAUCCCAGCGGAGCUACAGUACGUACUGAUACCUGAGGCAUUUAGAUACUGCUCAUGAUGUCGUAAAGCCAGAUUAAAUUCGACAGAUUGACUUGAUUUUUUGGGAGGGGGGUUCAUUGCAGUCAAGAGCCAGAAACUCUUUCCCGUCUGACGGGCGGUUUUGCUUUGUCGCAGGACGUGGAGUUUAGAUUAGCCUGCUGGCUGAGGGAGUGAGCGAGGGGGGUGAUCCGCACGUUCACAAGUGGCCACUUUGUUUCUACAGCGAGUGGUACCGUGUCCUUGGAGUGUUCUGGAAGGUCGGGGUUAGAAAAUGGCCGCUAGCUCAUCGGUGGAGAAAGAAUUAAAAAAAAACUAUUACCAAAAAGCAGUAAAAAGAAGCAAGUUCAUCUGUAAACGUUGGAAUGAGAACCUGGAGAAAAGUCAGAUUUAUAAUUUCUUAAACUCUUGAUUCCUGUAUGUGAGACAAACACUUGAUGAGAGAACACUAAAAAAAAUGAACAAAUAAUGCAGUACUGUAGAUAUUUUGUUUGAAUUCCAAGCUAUUUUCCAGCGUUUUUCUCUAAAUAAAAAACUUCUAUCUAUAUUAUGUUGAAAAUAUUUUUAAAAGACAUUUCCAGAGUUUCUUUCUACUAACUUAGGACUGCCGUGUGUGGGAUAUUUUAAACUAGAGGGGAAAGGGAGGUUUUGUGGCCUGCUACAGUGCUCAAGCAGGCCUGCUGGAACCAGAUGGAAAGUAGCUGUGUGCUCUUAACGGGAGUAGGUUUUAGGAAAUGUGAAUGUCGCUAGCAUGCUCACGAAUUAAUAAAAUCACAGGCUAACAAGUUCUGUGUUUAUCUAGCAGCAGUGUGGCGUCCACGUCUGAGAAUGUAAUCUCAACAAAGAGUUUCUGAAAUUGAGACACAAUGCCCUUGUACCUUCCUUUAAAAAAAUCAAUAAAUUUAAUGGUUUCAGGAUCCAGAGUUCUUAAAAA
Molecule: messenger RNA, 4322 nt
Organism: Lepisosteus oculatus (spotted gar)
Lineage: Eukaryota; Metazoa; Chordata; Actinopteri; Semionotiformes; Lepisosteidae
Gene: wwtr1
Product: WW domain containing transcription regulator 1
Biological process (GO): positive regulation of transcription by RNA polymerase II; hippo signaling
Cellular component (GO): nucleus; cytoplasm
Molecular function (GO): protein binding; transcription coactivator activity
Source: RefSeq, a predicted model, not a curated record